Messenger RNA from Anopheles stephensi (Asian malaria mosquito), 861 nucleotides. RefSeq names its product FAD-linked sulfhydryl oxidase ALR (gene Alr). Lineage: Eukaryota; Metazoa; Arthropoda; Insecta; Diptera; Culicidae. The coding region runs from base 172 to 735 and encodes 187 amino acids. Gene Ontology annotation, molecular function: flavin-dependent sulfhydryl oxidase activity; flavin adenine dinucleotide binding. The record is from RefSeq and is a predicted model, not a curated record. Gene Ontology annotation, cellular component: mitochondrion. The transcript has 2 exons.
AUGGAAAUUUCGUUUACGUUUUGUGGUGCCAAAAUUACAUCACAUUGUACCCACCGGCUCCGGUAAAUAUUGCUGUCGCCGCCCACCACAGCACUCAGACAGAAUUCAGCCAAACCGGCCAAACAUUUCAUCAUCCCGAAACGGAGGAGCAUUAAACCUUUGCGUUGAACAAUGCCCACAGCGGAACCACUGCCAAACCAUCACCAGAACGGGAAAGAACCUGCAGCACCCUGCCGAACGUGUAUGGAUUUCAAAUCAUGGUCAAAACAGCAACGUAAAUCCCUCAGUACCAGUGCCGCCGGCAGCGGAAGUGUGGCGAAAGCGUCAUCUCCAGACUCGGAGGUAGCACACCGCAAAACGGACAAUUCGGACGAGCGAAGCGGUGGCGCACCACCGAACUGUCCGCUCGAUAAGGAACAGCUUGGCCGGCACACCUGGGGCUUGCUGCACACGAUAGCCGCCUACUAUCCGACCGUGCCGACCGAAACGGACGAACGGAAUGUGCGAACGUUUUUCACCUCCUUCUCGAAGCUGUAUCCAUGUGAAUACUGUGCGAAAGAUUUCCAGCAAGAAUUGAAAGAGAUGCCACCGGAAACGAAAUCCCAGCACACGCUAUCCCAGUGGCUCUGCCGGAUACACAACCGGGUGAACGUGAAGCUAGGCAAACCCGAAUUCGACUGCACAAAGGUGAACGAACGGUGGCGUGACGGUUGGUUGGAUGGGUCCUGUGAUUGAGCGCGUGUUUCGGCGGAGUAUGAAACUUUAAAAUUAACCUAACCCAAUGUGUUUUGUUGUGCUGUACCAGUAUGAUAACGUACAUAUGAAAUCUAGACAUUAUAUUUUCGUUACGCUUCUACCAAA